This is a messenger RNA of Acanthaster planci (crown-of-thorns starfish), 316 nucleotides long. Its product is annotated as stimulated by retinoic acid gene 6 protein-like. The record is from RefSeq and is a predicted model, not a curated record. Lineage: Eukaryota; Metazoa; Echinodermata; Asteroidea; Valvatida; Acanthasteridae. Gene Ontology annotation, cellular component: plasma membrane. Gene Ontology annotation, molecular function: retinol transmembrane transporter activity; signaling receptor activity. Gene Ontology annotation, biological process: vitamin A import into cell.
GGAGAUGAACGGCACAUGUAGUCAUUCCUUUGACUAUAUGCAGUGGGUGCGCUGGAGUCUCCUUCCAGCAUGCGUGAUCAUCACUAUGUUCUGCUUCUUGGAGCGACGAGUAAAUUUGUGGCCGACAUGUUGCCAUGGUCGGCCCGGUGUUGCAUUCCCCGUCAACCUGGUGGAUAGCUACACGGAUCGCUGGUCAUUUGCCUUCGCCUUUGGCAGCAUGGCGACUUUCGUAUUUAGAGUUGGUGAACUAACGGCAUCCUUUGACACUGGCCAUGUAGAUGUAAUGUUGCAAGGUUAGAGCAUUUAAUGCAGAUUU